ACAUACUUUAUAUUGGUAUUUUGUUCUGUUGUUUAAUUUAGACUGUGGUUCUACUCCAACCAUCCUGAAUGGGGUGUACAUGCUUUUAAACACAACAAACACCGCGUACGGAUCGCUUGCAAAUGUGACAUGUGAUGCUGGAUAUGAAUCGAACGUUAGCCAGGUUAUGUGCCAGGCAAAUGCAACGUGGGGACAUGCAAACUGUAUUCCAAAAGACUGUGGUUCCACACCAGUCAUCCUGAAUGGAGCAUACAAUCUUCUAAACACAACUAACACCACGUACGCGUCGCUAGCAAAUGUGACAUGUGAUGUUGGAUAUGAAUCAAACGUUAGCCAGAUUAUGUGCCAGGCAAAUGCGACGUGGGCAACAGCCAAAUGCAUUCCUAAUGACUGUGGUGCCGUUCCCGCCGUUUUAAAUGGGAGAUACACGCUUCUAAAUACAACAAACACCACGUACGGAUCGCUUGCAAAUGUGACAUGUGAUGCUGGAUAUGAAUCGAACGUUAGCCAGGUUAUGUGCCAGGCAAAUGCAACGUGGGGACAUGCAAACUGUAUUCCAAAAGACUGUGGUUCCACACCAGUCAUCCUGAAUGGAGCAUACAAUCUUCUAAACACAACUAACACCACGUACGCGUCGCUAGCAAAUGUGACAUGUGAUGUUGGAUAUGAAUCAAACGUUAGCCAGAUUAUGUGCCAGGCAAAUGCGACGUGGGCAACAGCCAAAUGCAUUCCUAAUGACUGUGGUGCCGUUCCCGCCGUUUUAAAUGGGAGAUACACGCUUCUAAAUACAACAAACACCACGUACGGAUCGCUUGCAAAUGUGACAUGUGAUGCUGGAUAUGAAUCGAACGUUAGCCAGAUUAUGUGCCAGGCAAAUGCGACGUGGGCAACAGCCAAAUGCAUUCCUAAUGACUGUGGUGCCGUUCCCGCCGUUUUAAAUGGGAGAUACACGCUUCUAAAUACAACAAACACCACGUACGGAUCGCUUGCAAAUGUGACAUGUGAUGCUGGAUAUGAAUCGAACGUUAGCCAGGUUAUGUGCCAGGCAAAUGCUACGUGGAGACAUGCAAACUGUAUUCCAAAAGACUGUGGUUCCACACCAGUCAUCCUGAAUGGAGCAUACAAGCUUCUAAACACAACUAACACCACGUACGCGUCGCUAGCAAAUGUGACAUGUGAUGUUGGAUAUGAAUCAAACGUUAGCCAGAUUAUGUGCCAGGCAAAUGCGACGUGGUCAACAGCCAAAUGCAUUCCUAAUGACUGUGGUGCCGUUCCCGCCGUUUUAAAUGGGAGAUACACGCUUCUAAAUACAACAAACACCACGUACGGAUCGCUUGCAAAUGUGACAUGUGAUGCUGGAUAUGAAUAUAACGUUAGCCAGGUUAUGUGCCAGGCAAAUGCAACGUGGGGACAUGCAGACUGUAUUCCAAAAGACUGUGGUGCCAUUCCCGCCGUUUUAAAUGGUAUAUACACGCUUCUGAACACAACAAACACCACGUACGUUACGCAAGUCAUCCAGAAUGGAGCAUACACGCUUUUAAACACAUCAAACACAAAGUACGGAUCGCUAGCAAAUCUUACAUGUGAUGCUGGAUAUGAAUCUAACGUUAGCCAGAUUAUGUGCCGUGAAAAUGCUACGUGGGGACAUGCAGACUGUAUUCAAAAAGACUGUGGAUCCACACCAGUCAUCCAGAAUGGAGCAUACACGCUUUUAAACGCAUCAAACACAAAGUACGGAUCGCUAGCAAAUGUGACAUGUGAUGCUGGAUAUGAAUGGAACGUUAGUCAGAUUAUGUGCCAGGCAAAUGCGACGUGGGGACAUGCACAUUGUGUUCCAAAAGAUUGUGGUCGCCUGGAUAACCCUCAACAUGGUGAUAUUCGAAACCCGAUGAACACUUCUACGUAUGGUACCAUAGUGACCUUUACGUGUACUAAUGGGUACACACUGACAGGAUCAAGUGUUAGAAGGUGCGAUGUGACCGGUCAAUCAGUUGCGUGGAAUGGGACCAUAACGACUUGCGUCAUUAAAGAAUGCGGACCUCUUUCGAAACCUGACAAUGGUGAUGUUGUACUAAAUGCCGGUACAAAAUUUGAAGCUGUUGCUAACUACAGUUGUAACGAGGGAUUUAAACUGGUUGGUGAUACAUCUAGAAUUUGUCAAAAUACGGGCACGUGGUCUGGAGUACAACCAACAUGCGCUAAAAACGGAAGCCAAAUAGUAGUGUGUACUGCAAAUACCGAUAGUCGAGGUAUGGACUGGGGUGAGGUUUUAGCGGGAGAAAUGCGAACGCAAUCGUGUGAGGCCGGUUUUACAGGUAAUGUUACAAGGAAGUGCCUGGAGGAUGGGAAGUGGCAGCUUCCAAAUUACAACUGUAUUAGACCUGCCGUGAACAACGUGCUUAUUGUGGUUGACAGCUUACAAGCUAAUUCCACGACGUCUGAUGUAGUAGACGCGUUGACUCAAAUAGCAAAUGUGACAAAUCAAGAUCAGCAAACAAAUGCAUCUUCACUACUGACCAAUGCCGAGAUCAUCUCGAUAUCGAGUUCACUGGAAACUGUCGCAAACCUUGUAGAAGAGAAAGGCUUAGUUACACCAGAUGUUGCCAAGAACUUUUUCAAGUCUGCAAGUAAUUUAUUAGAUGACAAAAACAAGGGGUCCUGGCAGUCUAUGCAAGAAUCGAAAAGCAAUGGCGGAGAAAGGGUUUUAUCUUCAGUCGAUAAAUUGGGCGAAGCACUAAGGAAUAAAAUACAAAACGGAACCGAUGGAUUUAAUACUUCAACCACCAUUAUUGAAACGAACGUCGCCAUAGAAGUGAAGAAAGUAAAGAAGCAGGAUGUUAAAUUCCCUACAACCAGCAUUACCAUCGAAAGCUCAAAAGAUGACUGGGUUAAAGACUCGCAAAGCAGUAUUCGUCUUGACGCCGAAGCAUUAGGCAACACUGACGUCGUCGUGACAGCUAUAAUGUACAAGGAUAUGAGUGACAUAUUACCAACCAGUUCAGAAGACAUCACUGUCUCUACAAGUGACAGAGUGUUGAACGGACCCGUUCUUUCGUUUUCCAUAUUUCCGAGGGUUGAAAAUCUAGAUCCGCCUGUCACGAUUGUCUUCAAACAUUCACAGACAAAUCUCUCGAGUGCCGCAUGCAGUUAUUGGAAAUUCGGAAGUGCCAACGUUACCGGAAAAUGGUCAAGUGACGGAUGUACUGUUCGAGAAUCAAACAAUUCAUUCACAGUCUGUGAUUGCAACCAUCUUACCAAUUUUGCUGUGCUUAUGAGUCCAUUUGUCGAAGCUGACUCGGAGUCCAUUCCACUUCGAGUUGUCUCGAUUGUCGGCAUUGGACUUUCUAUGUUGUGUCUGCUGAUAACUAUCCUGAUACACGUAUGCCUUUGGAGGUAUCUGAAGAGUGAAAGGGCAGUCCUCUUACUCAACCUCAGUAUUGCUCUGAUGUCCUCUUAUAUCAUAUUUCUGGCUGGAGUUGACCGAACAGAAAGCACGGUUUUUUGCGCUGUGGUGGCGGCAUUGCUGCAGUACAUAUACUUGGUGGUAUUCUGUCUGAUGUUAGCUGAGGGUAUUGAACUAGCAGUGACAGUUCUGUAUGUGUUUGCAACAAGGUCUCGACUCCGGGUUCUAGUCGUUUCUGCUUGGCUUUUACCAGCGAUAGUUGUUGGCAUUUCGCUAGGAGUAACUAAAACGGAAGGCUAUGGAAAUGAACAUUUCUGCUGGCUUUCCAUCUCCCGUGGUCUAAUAUGGUCUUUUAUCGGACCUGCCAUAGUCAUAAUAAUCUUAAAUAUUAUCUGCAUUAUACUGGUUAUAAAAAAAAUGUGUGGCAUGAAGUCAAUGGAGACGAAGACUUCUGCGGAGAAGAUAAAGACCAGUUUGCGUUCUCUGUGCGUGCUCGUGCCUCUGAUGGGCGUUUCGUGGAUACUCGGCAUCUUCUACAUCAACGAUGAUUUAUUUUUCAUGCAAUACCUGUUCGCAAUCUGCAAUGGGCUCCAGGGAGUGUUCAUCUUCAUAUUCCACUGUGUGCUUAACAAAAAAGUAAGACAGGCCUUGAAAAGAGACGCAAGUCGGCGUGAAACACUGCGUUCAACACUGCGUUCAACAAGACAGUCAACUUUUCAAUCGACUUUCCAGGGAGAAAACAGAUAUUCGUCUUCGAAUAAGUUCAACUCGGAGUCUAGAUCCGAAAAUGCAGAAUUCACCUCGUCCGAUUGGAGAAACAAGGUGUUCGAAAGCAAAUCAGAAUCCUCACGAGGGCCAUUUUAUAUGCCGCUUGCAGGCGAGAUGAUGAACAGAAUUAGGAGACCAGCUCUCUCCGUCAAUCCACGGGCACUACCGCGUCACUCUAGAGACGACACAGUAUUUGAUAACGAUGAUAGUACAUUAUCACACUAUAAUUCGUUUAAAUUAAAUAGCGUUCGCUUAGGUGGAACAUCCACAAAUAUUUGAAUCUGUAUUAUUAUAAACAUCAUCUACUACAAAUGUUGUAAAGCAGUCAACAAUGCAUCGUUGUUUCAACGUAGCGUUCAUAUUUUCAAUAACCUCACUCAUUACGAUUUGUGUGAUUGUAAGCUUACGCCAAAGAUAUGAGUUUACUUAACGAUAUUGACAUUUACUUUAUUUUUAUGUGCUGCAAUUUAGUUGUUUACAAAACAAUGCACCCAGGUAUGUGAUAAACCGAUAACAUUUUUUCUUAUUUAACACCGAAUUGAAAUUGUACAUUUCUCUGUUCACAGUAGCCUUAUGUUAUGGCAUAAUAUUGUGUGUUUUUUAAAUCAUUUUUUAAUUUUUAUAAUGAAUAUGUGUCUUAUGUCACCUUAUAAAAAAUGUGUGUUUCAAAGCCUUACAUUGAUUGGUACCAAGAGUGGUGCGACUCAAUAAAUCUGCGAAGAACGUUCUGUCACCCGAUAUUCUUAUAUUAGAUAACGCAAGUUCUAUUGCAAUUAUUAUGUGAUUCUCAUACCUGUUAUAUUGCAAAACCGCAAAUCUUCUGAAAACACAAAUAUAUUCGUAUUUUAUUUUACAAAUCACAAAUAUUGGAAUGUUAAGAUUGAUGUACUAUUUAAUAAUAAUGUACAACGUUAAUACAUUUUGCUUAAUUAUUGUGUUGACAGGUAAAAAUCGUUUUAUCAUGUUACUAACAUGAUUAGUUGUAAUUCCAAUAGUUAAAAGUAACAUACAUUUACUUUCUAUGUGUAUUUGCAUAUUCGCAAAAUGGAUAUUUUUUUGCCAAAGAGAUAAAUGUUAAAUGACGUUAAAUGUAAAAACUUAAUUUUAGAAAUGAUUUCGUUGAUUCUUCUUUGCCUUUUGUAUCAUAUUACUAUUUGAAUGAAUUCAGGAACACCCAUUCCGAUAGUAUUUUAUAAUUGUUUCUAUAAAGAUUAAAUAUUUUGGACAAACUCAUUU
Molecule: messenger RNA, 5407 nt
Organism: Dreissena polymorpha
Lineage: Eukaryota; Metazoa; Mollusca; Bivalvia; Myida; Dreissenidae
Product: sushi, von Willebrand factor type A, EGF and pentraxin domain-containing protein 1-like
Exons: 36
Coding region: 80-4450 (1456 amino acids)
Biological process (GO): adenylate cyclase-activating G protein-coupled receptor signaling pathway; negative regulation of angiogenesis; cell surface receptor signaling pathway
Cellular component (GO): membrane
Molecular function (GO): G protein-coupled receptor activity
Source: RefSeq, a predicted model, not a curated record